AUGUCCCUCCUGUACGACUGGAGGGUAUCCAGCCUCGUUAGCGAGUCGCAGACGGUCUUGACCAAUGUCGCGUUGAUAGAUUUGUUGAGAAAGAAGAAGGAUCAAUCCAUAUGGAAAGACACGCUCCUGAUACCCGCAUACGCCGCCGGACUCUCGAUAGUCGUGUUCCUCCUCCAGCUCUUGUUCGCGACACGACCGUUCAAGAAGAUACGUGCUCGUCUGUGGUCCGCGAAACCCGCCGCUGCCACCGAUGAAUUGCCUUUGGCGACGCAGGCUGGAUGGGUCUCGGAGCUCAAGGUGCAUAUACGCCGCCACGGUGGCGCCCUCGUCUUCGGAUACAAACUUGCUCGCCUGCUCGCCUCCCUCGCGCUGUGGGGUCUCGCGAUAGCAACUCUUAUCCUCGACGAGCAAGGUCGCGUGAAGGGCAACGUGGCGGACGCGCUGAAGAAUGGCAAGAAGAAGCACAAACAUCGCAAGGAUGAGUCUCAGGUGCUGUUCACUGAUCCGGAGUGGAUCCAGUUAGCUCUUUGCCUGACCUUCGCGUACACCUCGCUCUUAUCCGUCAUCUCUGUCUCCGCGAGGCCGAAAUGGAGUACUCCGGCGACACACCACCUGAUAUUCGUCCUCGCCACCGCGUUCGCCGUCUACGCCUUCCGCGACAUCUGGCCUCUGAUGACUUUUACCCUCACGCCGGCGGACAUCAGCGAGGGUGGGCUGCUCUGGGCCAAGAUUGCUGCUGUUACCAUCGCUGGCGUCUUCGUUCCCCUCUUCAUCCCCCGCAUAUACGUGCCCGUGGACCCACAGCAUCCCAUGGACGUACCUGCCCCAGAACAAACCGCUUCUUGGGCGUCGCUGGCGGUGUACGCGUUCCUGGAUCCCACAGUCAGCCUGGCGUAUCGGGUACCUCAUCUCGCUUACGAGCAACUGCCGCCGCUCGCGGACUACGACGAAGCCCAAAACCUUGUCAAGCGUAGUUUCCCGGAACUCGAUCCGUUCUCGGGAGGCAAACGGCGAUACCUGUUCUGGGGUCUCAUGAGCGUUUUCCGCGCGGAGUACAUAUGUUUGUCUGUCGUAAUCGUCUUCCGAGUCUUCAUCGGCUUCGCCUCCCCCAUCGGCAUCAACCGUCUCCUCAACUACAUCGAACACCGCGGUGAAGAUGCCCUCGUCCGACCCUGGGUUUGGAUCUCCUGGCUAUUCAUUGGUCCCGUAUUUGGCUCCAUCCUGACUCAAGCGUAUAUCUUCGUCGCCACGCGCAUGCUCGUCCGCACGGAAGGCAUCAUCACCCAGUUGGUAUUCGAGCACGCCCUUCGUACCCGUAUGAAGGCCGAGGUCGCCGAGUCGUCGGACUCUCCGUCGACUUCAAAGGCUCCGUCCGUGGCAGACACGGAGUCCAACGAGGGAUCUAUCGACGGCACUGAAAGUGGCGACGAGACCCUCCAGGGCAGCAGUACAGGUGACAGGAACGCCUCGCAAUCGUCCAGCAAGAACGCAAAUGCGAAGGGCAAGGGCAAGACGCCGUCCAUUGCGGAAAGCACGAAGAGCACGGACAGCAAGACGCACGCGGAUGGGAGCUCGAAAGCUGACAACCUCGUUGGCCGGAUCAACAACUUGAUUACGACUGAUCUCAACAACAUCGUGGACGGUCGUGACUUCUUGAUGUUGGUUCUUUGGGCUCCGCUUGAGUUCGUUCUAUGCUUGUAUGUGCUCUACCAGUUACUCGGAUGGAGUACCUUUGUUGGUUUGGCGGUCAUGAUCUUGCUGUUCCCGAUUCCCGGGUACUUCGCGAACCGCAUCCAGACUGUACAAGUCGAGAGGAUGAAGAAGACGGAUGCACGUGUUCAGCUGGCUACCGAGACCAUGAACGUACUUCGUAUGAUCAAGCUGUUCGGCUGGGAACGCAAAGUCGAAGGUCAAAUCGCGGAGAAACGAGAGGAUGAGUUGAAAUGGCUUUGGAAGCGGCGUCUACUUGACCUGCUCAACAACAACGUCAACUACGUUAUUCCGCUUGCCCACAUGAUCGCUACCUACGUGACAUUCACGCUGGUCAUGAAACGCGACCUUACCGCCUCAAUCGUCUUCUCUUCCAUGGCCCUCUUCGAUGUUCUCCGCGGACAACUGUUCCAACUUUUCGGUUUCACCCCUCUUAUCAUCCAAGGCAAGUAUUGCUCGUCGAAUAUUGAGAUCGUGAUUGAUGCUGACAACGCAACGACGAUAGCCAAGGUCUCGUUGGACCGUGUAGAUGACUUUUUGCGCAAUACUGAGCUUCUCGAUAACUUCACGAACGUCGAGAAGGAGAACUCGGUGGAGAUCAUCACUCGCACUACGCCAGCCGACGAGACGAUCAUCGGGUUCAAUGACGCUGCUUUUACUUGGUCGGCAGACGAGAGCUCCGGCAGCAUGACACCGUCGAAGCGCAACUUCCGGCUGCGUAUCCCAGACGAACUGAUCUUUCACCGCGGCGGCAUCAACCUCAUCAUCGGUCCUACCGGAUCUGGCAAAACAAGUUUGCUCAUGGCUUUGCUCGGUGAACUGCAUUUCAUACCCUCUGGACCCAGGUCUUGGUUCAACCUCCCCCGCUUGGGAGGUGUAGCCUACGCAGCGCAGGAGUCCUGGGUGCAGAACGAGACGAUCAAAGAUAACAUCCUCUUCGGAGCGCCUUAUGAUGAACAGCGCUACAAGAAAGUCAUUUACCAAUGCGGCCUGAAGCGUGACCUGAGCUUGUUCGAUGCUGGUGAUCAGACCGAAGUCGGAGAGAAGGGACUGACACUAAGUGGUGGCCAAAAGGCUAGGAUCACUCUCGCUCGAGCAGUGUACUCCUCUGCCGACAUAUUACUGUUAGAUGAUGUUCUUGCUGCUCUCGAUGUGCAUACGAGUAAAUGGAUCGUGGACAAAUGCUUCAAAGGCGACCUGAUCCGUGGGCGCACCGUCUUGCUGGUGACCCACAACGUAGCUAUGGCUUCCCCAAUCGCGGAUUUCGUUGUUUCUCUGGGAUCGGACGGCCGUAUCUUGAGUCAAGGCACCGUUUCCGACGCUCUCGCGAAGGAUAAGGCCCUCAAGGCGGAAGUGGUCGAGGAAGCCAAGGCCUUGGAGAAAGUCGAGGACGAAGUAGAUCCAGAGGAAGAUCUUGAUGUUGCCGUGGAGAAGAAGGAUGGUAAACUUGUACUUGCCGAGGAAAUCGCGGAAGGUCAUGUUGGCUGGCCAGCGCUCAAGCUUUAUGCAUCCAGUCUUGGAGGGGAAUGGGCAACCUUGUUCUGGGUCUGCCUGCUCUUAGCCUUCUUCGUCUGCGAGCUUGGAAACGUCCUUCAAACUUGGUUCCUUGGUUACUGGGCUCGACAGUAUGAAGUUCCCAACGCUCACGUGAACGUGCUUUACUAUCUGGCCGUCUACUCGGGGCUUCUCGUGUUCGCGAUCAUCUGCUACGUGAUUGGUUUCACCUUCUACACGUUUGGCCAGUUGAGGGCCUCUAGGACCAUCCAUAGGAAAUUGAUCGAAUCUAUUCUGGGCACCACCCUCAGAUGGCUCGAUAAGACCCCGACUUCGCGAGUCAUUGCAAGGUGCACGCAGGAUAUUAGAGCUAUUGAUGGCCCCGUCUCGGAUUACCUUGCAGCCGUGCUUGAGAUGUCUAUCCAGAUGUUCACGAAGUUGGUCGCGGUGAUCCUAUUCACUCCCAUUUUCAUCAUUCCCGGUGUCGCAAUCGCGGCUCUUGGUGCCUGGUGCGGUCAGAUAUACAUCAAGGCCCAAUUAUCCGUCAAGCGUGAAAUGAGCAACGCGCGUGCCCCAGUUUUGGGUCAUUUCGGCGCCGCUAUCGCCGGUCUAACGUCCAUUAGGGCUUACGGUGCCCAAAUUCCCUUCAAGAGAGAGUCAAUGCAGCGUAUUGACCGCUACACUCGAGCUGCUCGGACUUUCUACAACCUGAACAGAUGGAUUUGCGUUCGUAUCGAUGUUUUGGGAGGUCUGUUCUCUGCAGGUCUCGCGGCAUAUCUGCUGUACGUUCAGGGGAUGCGUGACGCUUCAAACACGGGUUUCUCCUUGACUAUGGCUGUGGCCUUCAGUAGCAUGAUCCUAUGGUGGGUUAGGUGCCUCAACGAAUUUGAGGUUGCUGGCAACAGCUUGGAGCGCGUUCAGGAUUACAUUAUGGUUGAACAAGAACCGAAGCCUACGGAAGGCGGAGUUCCUCCCGCAUACUGGCCAGCCAGUGGAGAUCUCCGUGUAGAGAAUUUAUCGGCCCGUUACUCGCCGGACGGACCUCAGGUCCUUCAUGAUAUCAAUUUCCAUAUCAAAUCAGGUGAACGCGUGGGUGUUGUGGGGAGGACUGGAAGUGGAAAGAGCUCUCUGACCUUGGCCCUCCUACGCUGCAUCCUCACUGAGGGAACCGUAUACUACGACGGCAUUCCGACCGAUUCGCUCAACCUGGAUGCUUUGAGAUCUAACAUCACAAUUAUCCCGCAAGUACCGGAACUUCUGAGCGGCACUCUCAGAGCCAAUCUCGAUCCCUUCUCGGAACACGACGACGCCACUCUCAACGACGCAUUACGAGCCGCGGGCUUGUUCUCUUUGCAAAGCGAGUCCGAGGAUAACCGUCUGACGCUGGACAGCACCAUUUCAAGCGGUGGCAGCAACUUAUCGGUCGGUCAGCGGCAGAUAAUUGCCCUGGCGCGCGCCAUUGUCAGGGAGAGCAAACUGCUGAUUCUAGAUGAAGCUACUUCUGCGAUUGAUUACGAGACGGAUACGAUCAUUCAAACGUCCUUGCGCAGUCAGCUGAAGGAUGACGUAACUGUAAUCACAGUAGCGCAUCGUCUGCAGACCAUCAUGGAUGCAGACAAAAUCAUGGUUCUUGACGCAGGGAAGCUGGUUGAGUUCGAUAGCCCUGCGGAGCUCCUUAAAAACGAGAAAGGCUUGCUCCGAUCGUUGGUGGACGAGAGCGGCGACAAGGCGGCUCUGUACAAGAUGGCCAAAGAGAGGGCGAACGCGCGGAAGUAACGUCCGCUGCAUGGACCGCAGAUAUAUCAAUAGCACACGUUGUAUUUACUUCGUUGCCAAAGCAUC
Punctularia strigosozonata HHB-11173 SS5 is the source of this 5046-nucleotide messenger RNA. RefSeq names its product P-loop containing nucleoside triphosphate hydrolase protein. NCBI's taxonomy places the organism in Eukaryota, Fungi, Basidiomycota, Agaricomycetes, Corticiales, Punctulariaceae. The record is from RefSeq and is a predicted model, not a curated record. The transcript has 41 exons. Gene Ontology annotation, molecular function: ATP hydrolysis activity; ABC-type peptide transporter activity; ATP binding. Gene Ontology annotation, biological process: transmembrane transport. Gene Ontology annotation, cellular component: membrane; fungal-type vacuole. The coding region runs from base 1 to 4980 and encodes 1659 amino acids.